AGAAAAUUACUAUGGCUGCUGUAACCGAUGGUGCGAGAAGCUUACAGCCGUUGCCCGCGGCGACGGCCCGCCUGUUGUCCAGUACACAGGUCAUCACCUCUGUCUUCAGCGUGGUCAAGGAACUGGUGGAAAACUCGCUGGACGCUCAGGCCACCAGUGUGGACGUCAAACUGGAGUCGUUUGGGUUUGAGAAGAUAGUUGUAAGUGACAAUGGCAGUGGGAUCAGCCGUGCAGAUGCUGAGUACAUGGCCCAGCGACAUUACACCUCCAAACUGUCCCACCAGACAGACCUGGACAGUCUGGAGACUUACGGCUUCAGGGGAGAGGCACUGGGUUCUCUCUGUGCUGUUGCUGAUGUGACAGUCACCACGAAGACGGCAGCUGAUGACUUCAGCAUGACCUACACACUGGACAGACAGGGGAAGGUCACUAACAGCAAACCUGCACAUCUGGGACAAGGUACAACUAUAACAGUCACAAACCUGUUCAAGAAUGUCCCGGUGCGCCGACAGUACUACAGCGCCCCCAAGCGGCGCAAGGAGGAACUGAAGCGGGUGGAUGACAUCCUGAUGGCGUUUGGCAUCAUCAAACCAGACGUCAGGUUUUCACUCAUACAUAACAAGAGCACAGUGUGGCAGAAGAACAAGUCCGCCGACCACCGCAGCGCUCUGCUGAAGGUACUGGGUACUGGCACCAUGGCACUACUGCAGGGUGUGGAGCACAGGAGUCUGGAACCUCAGGUAGAUGUUCAUGGGUUCCUUCCCAAGCCAGGAGCUGACCCCCAGGCCGUCACACGGGCAGCAACUGACCGCUCUUUUGUCUUUUUCAAUGAGAGACCGGUCCAAAUGAAGGGAGUAGAAAAGCUGGUGCGUCAAUAUUACCAUGGCAGCACGUCUGAAGGAGGUUCCUCACGGCAUCCCAUAAUAUUCCUCAGCAUCAGGGUACCCCCUGCGGAGAUUGACCCGAACGUGGAGCCCAACAAAACCAAAGUUCUUCUGCAUCACAACGAUUCGAUCCUGUCAGUUAUUGAAGAAAUGUUGCAGACUGUAUACAGCUCUUCUGAUGACUCAAGCCACGAUAAUACAACAGGUACAUGUGAUGAAACCAGAAAAAUAUCACAUAACAGUACAAGUGCCCUGGACACCAACAAACUGCAAAACACACUUGAAGAUGAACAGCUGUCCUGUGCCUAUAGUUCAACUAAAAGUACAAAUGAAGAAGAUUUAACAGAAGGAGCAAAGACUGCAUCAAUAGACUGCGACAUUCAAGAGUCAGAAAAAGAAAGACGAGUUGAAAACGGUCAUGGUAGUCAUGCUGCAGUAACAGUGCAUGUAGAUGAUGAAAUAAUGGAUGUAGAGCAUUUGGGUACAGAAGAGAAUACAACUUUGGAUACAAGAACAACAAGCGACAUCUCAAGUUGUGACUCAGAUGUUACAAUGGGGGACUCCAUACUUGCUGAGAUCAAGACCCCUGACACCUCUUCCACAAGGCCCCAUAGGCCAGGAGAGGAAUCAGAAUUAUCCUUUUUCUCUAUCCCUGACUCAUUGCUAGCAGGAGUGGAGUCACAAGAGUCUCUGCAGCCAGCAGACAAACUACGUGAAGAUUCUCAGAUUAGUUUUUCUAUUUCUAGUUCUUUUCUCGGAGACCUUCCAACUCCAAGUCCAGCUAAAACUGUAAGGAAAGACGAAGAUGGCGUCAGUUUCAACCUCCUGACUCAAGCUUCCCUCAGUCUUGUGCUAAGUGAUGAAGAAAAAGAAGAAAAUGACAAAGAAGGAAGAGAAGAGAGUGAAGGUUUAGCUACAAAUACUUCAAAUUCAGCCAAUCAGACACUUAAAAAAGGUGGAAUUCCCCCUCUCCCUUCAUUGGACGGUGACAGUCCCACCUCAACCAAUCAGAAAGAGGAUGGGAUUUCAACAGCCAAUGAGGUUUCAGCAAAGACAUGGAGUGAAGGGAGGGGAUUGGUCAACUCCGUUGGAGAGCCAAUUGAACCUGUGAGACUAUUGGUCCCUGGAGCAGCCAAUCAGGGACCAGAAAAGUCACCACACACAGGAAUUGACAGGGGAAGCCCAGGAAGGAAAAACACCAUCCUGGAAAAGGAGGGCCAUACAACCAUGUAUGACCUGGUAGGGAACAAACCGGUGAAGAAGCCACAGUCAGCCUACAGUUUCUUCAUCAAGGAUGUCAGACCUAAUGUUUGCCAAGAGAACCCAGAAGCUGACUUUGCAGAAAUCGCUCGCCUCAUUGGUCAAUGUUGGAAUGAGCUGGCCAAUCAGGAGAGGCAAAGAUAUGAAGCCAUGGCAACCAGAGAUCAACAGAGAUACCAGGCACAUCUUCAGACACUGCAAGAAAGAGAAAGUAACGCAUCUGCAGAUUCGCCUGUACCAAGGAAGAACAGGCUGACCACCAAGAAAAGGAGAUUGGACCCAGUUUCCCACCAAAACCUCAUCGACAAAAUGUUCCAGUCACAAAAAUUAAGAAAGGAAAAAGAAGGAAACAAAGAGCCUGUUUUGAAAGUGGUGGACGUUAGCUUUAGAAUGACAUGGUUGAAAGAGAGGGUUGGGAAAGAAGAAAUUUCCAACAGGAGUGAUGGGGGCGAUGGGUCCCUUCGUCUGAUUGGCCGACUGGCACCACAUGGGGUGUGGGUCGGAGUGCAAGGGUCGGAGGUGGUUGCAGUUCACCAGUACAGGAUACAGGAGGCGUUGCUGUACAACAGGCUGAUGGAGACUCACGUGUUACCAAGGCAACCACUCAGGGUGCCGGUGGUUCUGAAUGAAAGUACAAUAGGAGGGUCCCUAGCAUGGCAAACCCUGCAGAACAUGUCGAGUGAGAGUGCCCACCCUGGCCCUGCUAGGAGGAUCUCUGAUCCACGACUGGUCAGCAACGGGUUCGACGUCCAGCUGACCUCGGACGAGGACGGGAACCAGAGGGCUGAGAUUGUUGCCAUGGCAACCUGCAUGCCCUUUUAUGGGGUGGAGGAUUUGAAGGAAACUCUGAGCCUCAUCAGUACUACCAACAGCACAACAGUAUCCAGUAGCAGGCCAUUUAAAGUUAAACACUACCUACAGGGCGAGGCAGUGCGCAUGUCCCGUAGUCUGUCCAGCACCAUGUCACGUGACGAGGUGUGUGAGAUUCUCAGGAGGAAGGACAGGGAGCUGCCCAGGUGUCGGACAUGUCUACACAGCCGACCCUUCAUACAGGGCAUAUACACACUGGAGGAGCUGUACUCACAGGGUAGUCAGUCACACAGUCAGGAACAGUAAUGAUGAGGUUUGUGUAGGUAGGUCACUUAAAAGCAGUGUUUUAAAUUCUGCUAACCACCUCAUCUGAACCCCAAUAACUAAUCAUUUACCAAAAAUCAAAGAAAUCCCACCGUGAGUUAUAGCUGACAUCUGUAAUGAAUGACCUUUACUAGCUGAUUCGAUUUGAAACGUCUGAGAAUUUAUCCAGCCGCUUGAUUGAUUUUGUACUGCGUAUAAUACUUGUUCUAACGUUUAUCAACGUCAUGCUUGUAGGACAUAAAGUUGGCACACCUUCUUACCUGUCUGGACUGUUCCAUUACACAUAGAUUCGAGGGUGGCCAGAAAACAUUUUUUCCCCUCAUUCGUGUUACAUGUAAUAUGUAUGUCCAUUGCAUACCCCCAUGGGAUAAGUACCUUUUAUUCAAAAGACAUGCACAUGCAUUGAGCUUUUGGGGGGAGAUACAAAAAAUAUGCU
This is a messenger RNA of Branchiostoma belcheri (Belcher's lancelet), 3714 nucleotides long. RefSeq names its product PMS1 protein homolog 1-like. Bases 12 to 3260 code for a protein of 1082 amino acids. NCBI's taxonomy places the organism in Eukaryota, Metazoa, Chordata, Leptocardii, Amphioxiformes, Branchiostomatidae. Gene Ontology annotation, cellular component: MutLalpha complex. Gene Ontology annotation, molecular function: ATP hydrolysis activity; mismatched DNA binding; ATP-dependent DNA damage sensor activity. Gene Ontology annotation, biological process: mismatch repair. The record is from RefSeq and is a predicted model, not a curated record. The transcript is spliced from 13 exons.